This is a messenger RNA of Mytilus trossulus (common blue mussel), 780 nucleotides long. RefSeq names its product placenta-specific gene 8 protein-like. The transcript is spliced from 4 exons. NCBI's taxonomy places the organism in Eukaryota, Metazoa, Mollusca, Bivalvia, Mytilida, Mytilidae. The record is from RefSeq and is a predicted model, not a curated record. The coding region runs from base 135 to 566 and encodes 143 amino acids.
AUGAAACGCUAUUUCCUAGUAAACUUCACUUAACUUUCAUUUCCUGAUGAACUUUCUAUUCGUAAGUUGAAAAAAAUAUUAUUUUGUGGACUAUAAAGAAACAAAGAUUUAAAAAAAAAUCGCUGAAACUAAAUAUGGCCCAAAAUCAAGGAUAUGCAAUGACCUCUCCUCCACAACAGUCGAGUCAGUUCCAGGCCCCACAACAGCAACAGCAUACCACUGUGAUCAUUAACCAACCAAGUGUUCCCACUAAUCCAUUACUUGUUGGUACUGUACAGGGAACCAGAGAGUGGUCAAGUGGACUCUUAGAUUGUUCUGAUGAUAUCGGAAGCAUGGCGUUUACCUGUUUCUGUUACCCUUGUUCAGUCUGUACUAUUGGGAGCAGAAUAGGAGAAAGUUGGUUCACACUUUGUUUUGUACCGGCUGCAGACAUCACUUACAGGACCAGAAUAAGGACUCUUGGAGGAAUAAGGGGUGAUAUGUUUUCUGACUGCAUGUCCGUUACAUGUUGUCCAGCAUGUGCCGCUUGUCAGGAGCAACGAGAACUCACAACUAUGGGACUUUAAAUAGUUGGUAUUGAUUGCGCUAGGGGAGGUGACUUAGUCAAAUGUAUAAAGUAUCACAUGGCUUCGAUUUAUUUGUUCCAUAAUGCUUUCUUUGAAAACAAAAUUGCUACUUGUGUAAAAUGUUUGUUUGUUUUCUAAAUUUAUUGACUAUAUUUGUAUCUAAUAAAAAGAGCUUAUGUAUUGAUUCUUAAUAAAGCAACUAAUUUUGAACAUA